ACUCGCCCGCCGCCUCCCUCAGUGGCUGCCGUCUCGACGCCGUCUUCCAGCAUUCUUGAUCUGAGCCAGAUUAGUUAGAAGUUUGGAGGGAGGAAACACGGCAGAGCAGAUCUGCGCCGCUUCCCGGAGCCAACCGGUUUUUUCUCAGACUGCUGCCGGGAGCUCCGCUUUCCGUGCUGCACCGGCCCUCAGUAACAGCGAGUCACGUGAGCAGAAGUGUGAGGCCGUCGUGAGGAUGCCGUCGGUGUCGAUAUCUGGAGGCGUGGGCGGGCGCGCGCCGGCCGCGGCGCUGCUGGAGGACAGCGAGCGCGCCUUCGAGCGCGGCCUAGUCACCAGGUUCUCCGCCGAGUACGAGCAGCGCCGGCGCCAGGAGGCCGCCGCCGCCGCGGAGGCCGACGCCGCCGUCGCCGACGAGGCGGGCGAGGCGCCGCUCGUCGUGGAGCUGGCGGAGCUGUACGCGCGGGACAACUCGCGCCCGCACCACACGGACCAGUACGAGCUGGUGCAGUUCGGCACGCCCGUGCUGCGCCGCGGGCUGCCCUUCUUCGUCGCGCUGCGCUUCACCAGGCCCUUCGAUGACGCCGCGGACGUGCUGCGCCUGCAGUUCAACUUCGGUCCGCAGCCAUCGGUGACGAAGGGCACGUGCGUGAUCCUGGCGGUGACGCAGCAGCAGUCGCUGACCGACGACAAGCGCCUUUGGGACGCCAAGGUGCACCACCAGGACGGGACCACGCUCACGCUGCAGGUGCAGAUAUCGACGGUGGCGCCGGUGGGCGUGUGGCGGUGCGUCGUGCAGAGCAGCCGGGCUGACCGCCGUGACGUCAGACGCAGCUACGAGCACGACACGGACGUCUACGUGCUCUUCAAUCCCUGGUGCAAAGAGGACCAGGUGCACCUGGAGAAGGAGGAGCUGCGGCGCGAGUACGUGCUGGCGGACACUGGCAAGGUGUGGCUGGGCUCGGCGCGCCGGCCGCGCGGCCGCCGCUGGGUGUUCGGCCAGUUCGACGACGCCGUGCUGCCCGCCGUGGCGCUGCUGCUCGAGAGGGCGGCGCUGCCGCACGCGCUGCGCGGGGACCCGGUCGCCGUCGCCAGGGCCAUCUCCGCCGUGGUGAACAGCAACGAUGACCGCGGGCUGCUGUGGGGCCGGUGGCGCGGGCCGUACGCGGAGGGCACGGCGCCGCACGCUUGGACGGGCAGCGUCGCCAUCCUGGAGCAGUACCUGCGCUCUGGCGGCCGGCCCGUGCGCUACGGCCAGUGCUGGGUCUUCUCCGCCGCCACCGUCACAGUGUGCCGGGCGCUGGGUCUGCCGUGCCGCUCCAUCACCAACUACGUGUCGGCGCACGACACGAACCGCUCGCUGACGCUGGACAAGUACUUCACCAGGGACGGCGAGCAGAUGGCGUGCGGCCCUGGAGGCUGCCGACCCGACAUCUGCUGGAACUUUCACGUCUGGAACGAGGUCUGGAUGCAGCGGCCCGACCUGCCGCCAGGAUACGGCGGCUGGCAGGUCAUCGACGCCACUCCACAAGAGAAGAGCGACGAGCGCUACCGCUGCGGCCCGGCGUCUGUGGAGGCGGUGAAGCGCGGCGAGGUGGGCUACCAGUAUGACGCGCCCUUCGUCUUCUCGGAGGUCAACGCAGACCUCUGCCACUUCAUAGAGGACAACACUUCCGAGUGGGGCUUCUCCAGGCUCUCCAUCAACCAGUAUCAUGUUGGACAGCGCAUUGUGACGAAAAGAGCAGAGAAAGACGAUGACGAGGGCGACACGGAUCUGGAGGACAUCACGAGUCAAUACAAGGACCCUGAAGGUUCGCACGAGGAGCGCCUGGCCGUGCUGAACGCGGCGCGCUUCCUGCCCAUGGCGCGCUGCCACUACGAGCUGCCGUCCACCGACAACCACGACGUCGCCUUCGACCUAGUCGAGAUCGAGAACGUCCAGCUGGGCCACGCUUUCAGCGUCACUGUCCACAUACACAACAAGGCAGAAGAGCAGCGCACCAUCACGGCCAUCCUGUCCGCGUGCUCCGUGCUCUACACCGGAGCCACCGCACACAGGCUGAAGCGCGCCAACGGCGAGUUCAUCAUACAGGGCGGACAGCGUGAGAUACUUCGUAUCCAGAUAAUGCCUCAAGAGUACUUGGACAAGCUCGUGGACCACAAUCUGGUCAAGAUAUACGCCAUCGCCAGUGUGAAGGAGACGCGUCAGACCUGGAGCGAGGAGGAUGACUUCCCCUUCAUCAACCCCAAACUGAGCAUACAGAUCCGAGGCAGCUGCCAGGUGGGCCAGACCAGCCAGGCGACGUUCACGUUCCAGAACCCACUCAACAGGCUGCUCACCGACUGCACCUUCACCAUUGAGGGACCAGGCCUCAACCGACCAAAGGUCAUCCCAUUUAGGGACGUGAAGCCGGGAGAGCUGGUGUCUUUCACGGAGACGUUCCGGCCGCGCAAGGUGGGCGACCGCAAGCUGGUGGCGACGUUCUGCUCACAGCAGCUGCCGGAGGUGAGCGGCGCCGCCACGGUCAGCGUGCAGCCCUAGGGCCGGCUGCCGCCGCCGCCGCCGCUGCCGCCAGGGGCGCUGAGGGCGCGCCGCGCGGGCGUCUGCCGCCACGGCCGGCGCUACUGCUCGCUCUACGACCUCACGCUGCUCUGGAGGGACGCCGGCGCCGCCGCCGCCGCCGCCCCCGCCGACCUCCGCGACGUCGUCGCCUCCAGAUUCGCGAGCAGCCUGUCGCUCGACCACUAUCACUGAUGAGACUUAGCUCCUCCGCAGCCCUGCCAGCGCCAGAACACCACUCCUUAACUGGAGCUGUCUACACCAAAAAAUAGUGCUUCGAGCACUGUUGUUAUAGUCGUACUACUAACAAAGUAACACAAACAUAGAAGACUAAGCUGAUGUCACGAGCAACGACCUCUGCAGUGUAAGGUGCAUGUUGUUCGCCUAGGAAGAACUAAUAACUAAUACGCAUAAAUAUCACUAAUGACGUAAAGUGAUUUCUAACGUGAAACGGCUGAUUAUGACCACUGAGGCAUACAAUACGCUCACCAGCACUCGCAUAACUACGCUAGUUACAGAGCUUAAUGAGUAGUUCAGGUCGUAAGAAUCGUAGGAGGCGCAUCGGUGAAAUCGAUUUCACAUAAAUAAUUCAGCUCUCUCCCUACAGAGAGAAUGUUUUUAAUGUGUUAUUCAGAAGCUCUGCUCCCUCUUCGUCCUACUUUCUGCGCUAUGCAGUCUUCUCCUGUUCAAUUGUUAUUUUUAUUCCUUCUAAUUGUUGUUUUAUGACGUCCACUACCCAUUCAGAAUUCGUAAGAGACCUUUUUGUUACUGCAACGUAAGUUCUUUGGUGAGGACUUGACCAGUUUGUAAUAAAACUGCCAACGAAUGGGUAACACAUCUCAAGUGUGGGCUACACGACUUGAUAUAAAUCAAUAGUCUAUAAAGAUCGCGCUAUCCUACUGGCAGGUAGAGAGAAGAAUAUUCAUUUCAUUCAUCAACGUCAGUAAUGAACUGACGAACAGAGAAUGCAGAAAUAACGGGCAGAAUGUAACAUCCAUGUAAUAAGCUUUAGGAGUCGUUAUACAUACGUCGAAAUCAUAAAAUAUGCACAGUUUUAUUAGAAACGUCGGAAACUCUGUAUCAGAAAACUGGUAUGGUUAUAGUGCCGAUCAGCUGCCUUUCAGUUCGUAGCCGUUACAAAACACAGGGCUUCGUACGCGGCUUUUGAUUAAGUUUAUUCUACUGCACUCUACCUCCUAGACAAACCAGGAUAUCGUGUUCAUAUAUAGUGUCGGACCAAAACAGAGACCUGAGUUAUCGACCCGACUGGAGACCCAAGAAAUUUAACCAAGAAAAAGUUGUUCGAAGCCUUCAUUCUUAAAACUUCCUAAGCUGGUUAAUUUUAUUUCUCACAGGAUACUUAUGUAUCAAGCUGCGGAAUUAUUCAGCAACCUGUUGUUGCUGUAAAGAUGGGCCCUUAUACAAUGUCACUGUCCUGCAUUUUCACGUUAAGAAAGCACAAUAUUACGAAGCUAUGACUGGGACGACUGUAAGCUAAAUUGUUUCUUGGACACUUGGACUCUCCUCUAACUGCUAGUCUUAGUUUGUAUAAACAUGACUUUCCCGUCACCUCAUAUGAGCUUUUGCAGUGGUUGCACUAUAUUCUGUAUAAUCUAACCAAUAUAUAUAACUGGCUAUGAAAUUACACUUUUCUGUUGUGUUUCGGAGAAGAGAAGCUUUUCAUGACUUGAGAACAAGUAAAAAUCGUAAUAUCGAGUAUAAUUUUUUACAGUUCGCCUUAUUUUCACCAUCGGAUAAGGAACGGAAAACAAGAACGUCCUCUGCACACUGAAUUUCGAGGUAUUCGAAUCUCGCCGUUUUUGUUUCGCCGUACUUUAGGUGGAACUCAAGAAACACCGGAGGCUCUCUGCUUCUUUUAUAUGCAGAGUAAAGUGGCUUCACAUAGCCGCGGCAUGAGCGUGUUUAGUCUCAUGCUUAUUGUUGUUUUCCUUCAUUUGAUAAAUAACGUGGUCUGUUAUCAGGUAGUGGCGCUAUUUUGAAAACUGUUAACCUACGUUAACUGUAAUCCUUACCAGAGAGUCUCAAGAACGCCUCAUUCGCGCUGGAUCUAGUUUACGUUCGUUUUUCUUUAAGUAAGAAAUUGCCAAUGGAUAUUCGAACUUAAUUGUCACACCAACAGCUGGAUAGUGCAAUGACAUGAAAAAUCUGUGUUAAAGCAGUGACAGGAUAAUCUUGUAUUUAAAAUUUUCUUUCAUAUUGAGAUAGAUACAACAUUUUUCAGCAGACAUGCGAUUCAUCCGCCUAAGAAAUUUUUUUCCAUUGCAUGCAACGUUAAAUAUAGCCUUUAUACAAUUUAUUAGCAAUACACUCAUUUAGAACGUUUUUGUUCGAACCUCUUAAUAACUUUGAUCUCCACAAGCAAUUUAUUUAUGUGAAAAAUAGGUGGGAAUAAACUUCGUCCUAACUUCACAGGUAGGUCAAUAGAGAUGAAGACUUUGGUUGACAACAUGUACUUACAGCCAGGUGCAAAUAAAUCUAUUAAUGAGGGGUAGUUUUUCAUUAUGCGGAACGUAUAAUUCUUGAUGUUCUAUAUUUUCUAUUAUAAUUGCAUCUCAUAACAUCACGUUCCCAGUGACCAGAAACGCUGAACAGAUGGGUAAGUAGAUACUGUAAGCCAUGUGUUUGUUACUAAGUUCUUUCCACUGCGAUGCAAUGAAAGCAAACUUGCGGUAUGAAGCAGAGACAGCAAAACAGUUAUUCUGGUGUGAAUUCAGUAUCCAGGGUCACGAGAUCGACGCUAAUUUUCUGAGACAUCAAAGAGUGAAGUGAAGUUAACAUGUGUCACACAACAGUUUCUGGGGUUUACAGGCAUACCCACUUACUCUAAAGUGGUGAAACGCCACGAAGUGCCUUCUUGCGAUAGGCUGAUGAUUCAUAUACUAAACUGUGACACAAACAAAUGUGAUAUUUAGCAUGCACUAGUGGCUGAAUAAUUAAAAAACAGUAAACAUCAGUAGUUCGAGAGUGAGAAGUACACUUUGAGAGUUCUUCACACACCAUUCGACUUAAGCUGCACAUAGAGCGAAAACGUGAUGGAAAAGGACACAUUUCAUCGAUGAAUUAGCUUAUAUCUAAUGUUGUAGAAACGCCGUUAGCAUUUAACAGGCAAUUAAUCACUGUCGCACACUUACUGUUAAUGCUUAGAGUUUGGUACUAAUUAUAGACGUGCAUAUGUGUAAAUUAGGCUGAAAUUUGUGUAUUAAAACAAUGUUGUAGAUUAGAGUUAGAGUUGCAAUACAUAUCUCAUACCAUAAGUGAUAUUUUUUAUCAAUCAUUGUAUCAAUUAUAACACUGCCAUUAACAUUUAAGGACCUGCUUUCCCAGUGAUCUUCAGUAUGGUAUUAAUAUCGCUGAGUAAUAAAAGCAGCGUGUGUAUAGACUUUAUAACAUAGAAUAUUUAGAAUCGUAUUUUAUCUGUAUAAUCUAGUUUAAGUUUGUCACAGUAUUUUGUGAUUUUUGCAACAUAUAUAAAUGUUUAACCUGUGAUCCAGUAAAAUAUGUUCACACCAGUC
Molecule: messenger RNA, 6090 nt
Organism: Schistocerca gregaria
Lineage: Eukaryota; Metazoa; Arthropoda; Insecta; Orthoptera; Acrididae
Product: hemocyte protein-glutamine gamma-glutamyltransferase-like
Exons: 16
Coding region: 236-2539 (767 amino acids)
Biological process (GO): peptide cross-linking
Molecular function (GO): protein-glutamine gamma-glutamyltransferase activity
Source: RefSeq, a predicted model, not a curated record